CCCAGAAUGUACAUAACAUUUGGAAGAUGAGUGGAACACUGAGCAACUCUUCUUCCAUGGAGAACUAGUGUCGUGUUGUGUAGUAUAGUGUAGUACAAGUAAAUUAAGUGUAUAUAUCAUAGAAUAGAACUACUCAACAUUCAUUCUCCCAUUCAUCUCAUGAAUGAUGAAGCCCAGUCACUUCCAUCUCCAUCUCCGCCGCCACUUCGGCACCAAAUACACCGCCAAGAUCACCUCCACCUCCCCCACCGGACUCUCCCUCUCCGCCGAGGUUACACCACCACCUCCACUCCCCUUCGACGUCAGAGGCUACCCUCUCCCCCGCCGCGACCUCAUCUGCAAAGCCACCCAAAUCCUCCUCCGCCACCACCACAACAACAACAACCACAAACCCUCGCCGUCGUUUGACGACCCUUUCUCCGACCUCUCAGAUUACCUCCAAUCUCUCUCCCUCACACUCACACCUCUCGAAGCCUCAGAAAUCCUCAAAGCCCUCAAAAACCCUUCCCUCGCUCUCAGAUUCUUCCACUUUUGCCCCUCCCUUUCCCCCAAUUUCCGACACGAGUCCUUCACCUAUAACCGCCUCCUCCUCAUACUCUCCAAGUCAACUUCCCCUCUUCGGUUCGACCAGGCUCGCUCCCUCCUCGACGACAUGGACCGGCGCGGCGUUCGUGGAUCAAUCUCCACCGUUAAUAUCCUAAUCGGGUUCUUCGGUGAAGAUUUGGAGAUGUGUGUUGGGUUGGUGAAGAAAUGGGAGUUGAGGCUCAAUGCUUACACCUACAAGUGCUUGCUUCAGGCAUAUUUGAGAUCACAUGAUUCAACUAAGGCUUUUCAGGUCUACUUGGAGAUGCAAAGACGUGGUUAUAAGUUGGACAUUUUUGGUUACAAUAUGCUCUUGGAUGCUUUGGCCAAGGAUGAUAAGGUGGAUGAAGCUUGUAAAGUUUUUGAGGACAUGAAGCGGAGGCAUUGCGAGCCUGAUGUGUUCACUUACACCAUUAUGAUCAGAAUGAUGGGAAAAUCUGGCAAAACUGAUGAGUCGCUGGCACUUUUUCAGGUAAUGUUAGCUAAGGGCUGCACUCCUAAUUUGAUUGCUUAUAAUACUAUGAUUGAGGCACUUGCAAAGGGCCGGAUGGUUGACAAGGCCGUCCUGCUCUUCUCAAAAAUGGUGGAGAAUGAUUGUCAGCCUAAUGAAUUUACGUACUGUGUGCUUUUGAAUGUUCUGGUUGCUGAAGGGAAACUUAAUAAGCUUGACAAUAUUGUGGAGUUAUCAAAGAAAUAUAUGAAUAAACAGAUAUAUGCUUAUUUUGUAAGGACUUUAAGCAAAUUAGGUCAUGCUUCUGAAGCGCAUAGGCUAUUUUGCAACAUGUGGAACUUUCAUGACAAGGGUGAUAGGGAUGCUUACAUGUCCAUGUUGGAGAGUCUAUGCAGUGCUGGUAAAUUGACAGAAGCUAUAGACCUUCUGAAUAAAAUUCAUGAAAAGGGUAUAACCACUGAUACUAUCAUGUAUAAUACAGUAUUCACAGCUCUUGGCAGGUUGAAACAGAUAUCACAUAUUCAUGAUCUUUAUGAAAAGAUGAAACAAGAUGGACCUCCACCAGACAUAUUUACGUACAAUAUUCUGAUCUCCAGCUUUGGCAGGGCUGGAAGAGUUGACAGUGCUGUUAAAAUUUUUGAAGAACUAGAGAAUAGCAAUUGUCAGCCUGAUGUUGUUUCCUAUAACUGUUUGAUCAAUUGCCUUGGGAAGAAUGGGGAUGUUGAUGAAGCUCACAUGAGGUUUAAAGAGAUGCAAGAGAAAGGAUUAAAUCCUGAUGUUGUAACUUAUAGUACACUUAUUGAGUGCUUUGGCAAGACAGAUAAAGUUGAGAUGGCUUGUAGGUUGUUUGAUGAAAUGCUUGCUGAAGAAUGCUCUCCUAACUUAGUCACAUAUAAUAUUUUACUUGAUUGUCUUGAAAGGUGUGGAAGAACAGCCGAGGCAGUGGACCUUUAUGCAAAACUUAAGCAGCAAGGAUUGACACCAGAUUCAAUUACAUACACAGUGCUUGAACGAUUGCAAAGUGGUGAACGCGGGAAGUUGAGAUUUCGCAGGCAGAACCCAAUUACAGGAUGGGUUGUUAGCCCUUUAAGAUGACAGAGGAAACAGAAUAAUUAUUGCACGUCCAUAUCAGCCAGAAAAUUUUUGUAAUUGGCUUUUUCAGGGUUCUUCUGAUGCUGUCUAAUAUAUAGCUGUGUAGCUGAGGUGAAGAUCUAUUUGAUUAUGGCCAUGUGAUGAACUUGGUUGCAACCAGAUAUGAUGAUUCAAGUGCGGGGGCUAUAACAUGGUCCAGAAAUGGUAAAAAUAACAUGUUGGUAGGGUAACAAACUCAAGUUUUCCUGCAUUGGGACUUGGGAGUUCUGUGAAGAAGGGCAUCGUUUCUUUCUGUUAUGAAUCUCUUUUCUUACAGAUUUUGAUAAUUUAAUUCCCAAAAGGGUCUGUUGCAAGCCCAUACAAGAUUCAUCAUCUUAGUCAUGGGUUUCCCAUUUUCUGACCUAGCAAAGAUAAACGAAUUUGUGUGGAAAAGACGAACCAGUAAUUUCUCUUUAUAUAGAAUUCUCCAUUCUUAUAUGAAUAGUUACAGGGAAAAUCUAGUAGGGGGAAAAAUGACUAAUUUUUCUUUGGUUUUUAUAUUGGAAACUUCUAGAUUUCUAGACGUAUACACCAACCGAGUGAUAUAUUUAAUUCAAAUGUUAAUAGCUGGCGUCCUUCAAGCAUAGGUUUUUGUUUUUUGUUUUUUGUUUUUUUCAUAGUUUGAGGAUUGUUUUGUAUAAUGUAAAGCACAGGA
Gastrolobium bilobum is the source of this 2819-nucleotide messenger RNA. Its product is annotated as pentatricopeptide repeat-containing protein At1g51965, mitochondrial. The transcript is spliced from 2 exons. The coding region runs from base 164 to 2128 and encodes 654 amino acids. Gene Ontology annotation, molecular function: protein binding. NCBI's taxonomy places the organism in Eukaryota, Viridiplantae, Streptophyta, Magnoliopsida, Fabales, Fabaceae. The record is from RefSeq and is a predicted model, not a curated record.